AUGGGCCGCUUGUCAUGGUCUUCGAUGCUUCUGGCGCUGCUCGCGCCAUCAUCCUGGCCAGCAGCCGCUUCUCCAGGACAGGCCGGCAACCAAGAACCGUUGUCGCAUAAGUUUGACAAGACAUCCUGCCCUGACUACACCUAUUAUGCCGCUUAUCCUCAUCCACCCUUGAGCAAUGGCCCGCUCCAGCUGCCAUUCCAGAGGCCUGACUCCCGGUGCCGGACCUUUCACUCUGACGCCAUUGAAAAGGUUAUCACGGACGUCACCUCUCGGAUGAAGGAUCCUGACCUUGCCCGACUGUUUGAAAAUGCCUUCCCGUCCACUACCGACACAACAGUCAGGUUCCAUACCGACGGCAAGGACGAGAAGAUCAAGCAAAAGUUGCGCAGGCGUAGGGAAGAAGACGCCUGGCUAGAUGAGGGUGAAUGGGAAGGGCCCCAAUCUUUCAUCAUCACAGGCGACAUCCUUGCUGAAUGGCUACGGGACAGCACCAACCAGCUCAAGCCGUACCAGCCCCUUGCAAAUAAGGACCCGGCAAUUUUUAACUUAAUCCUGGGUGCCAUCAACACGCAGAGCGAGUAUGUCAUUCAGGCUCCCUACUGCAACGCCUUCCAGCCACCGCCCAUCUCAGGCCUGCCCAUCAGCCCCAACGGACAGGAUGAUAACGUGCACCCUUACUUCGACCCGAACGCUGUCUUUGAGUGCAAGUACGAGCUCGACUCUCUUGCCCACUUUCUUGCCCUCGGCAAUGAGUUUCACAAGCACACAGGCAGUACGGAGUUUGUCAACAAGCGGUGGCGUAAGGCACUGGCGCGGCUGGUCGAGGUGCUUGAGGCGCAAAGCAAGGGAACUUUUGACCCGGAAACGGGAGCUUUUCAGCAGAACGAGUACACUUUUCAGCGGCACACGACCACGGGAACCGAGACACUCAACCUCCAUGGCAUCGGUAACCCGCUUAACAACGGCACGGGCCUGGUGCGCUCGGCCUUCCGCCCUAGUGACGACGCAACCAUUUUUGGUUUCUUCAUUCCAGCAAACGCGCAGAUGGCCGUCGAGCUUAAGCGCACGGCUGCCAUCCUCCACUCCUUGGGGACCCCUGCUGAUACCAAGCUCGCCGAUAUCCUAUCAGACUGGAGCAGACGUAUCGAGCAGGGUAUUUGGGAGCAUGGAGUUGUCAACCAUAAGAAGUAUGGCAAAGUAUUUGCCUUUGAGGUGGAUGGUUAUGGCAGCUCCCUGCUCAUGGAUGACGCCAACUACCCAAGCUUGCUGGCGCUACCGCUUAUGGGGUUCGUGGAUAGGAACGACGAGACUUAUCAAAACACACGACGAAUGAUUCUUGAGAAAGAGGGAAACCCGUACUACUUGAAGGGAAAGGAAUUCCGUGGCAUUGGAGGCCCGCACGUUGGCCUUCAAAAUGCUUGGCCUAUGAGUCUGCUAGUGCAGGCUCAAACAUCAGAUGAUGACGAAGAAAUCCUCGAGUGCCUCAAGUUGGUGCUCCACUCAAGCAAGCUGGGACUUAUCCACGAGAGUAUUGAUGUGAACUACUCUUGGUCGUAUACUCGGAGUUGGUUUGCUUGGGCAAAUGGGGUGUUCGCCGACACGAUUUUAGAUUUGGCACGGAGGAAACCGCAUCUGAUUUUCGAGAAAUCUGAGCCAUACAGCAUCUAG
Messenger RNA from Thermochaetoides thermophila DSM 1495, 1668 nucleotides. RefSeq lists its product as uncharacterized. Gene Ontology annotation, biological process: carbohydrate metabolic process. The record is from RefSeq and is a predicted model, not a curated record. The coding region runs from base 1 to 1668 and encodes 555 amino acids. The transcript is spliced from 4 exons. Lineage: Eukaryota; Fungi; Ascomycota; Sordariomycetes; Sordariales; Chaetomiaceae.